AUGGCGGAGGUGAAGUCACGUCGCGUCGCGCAAACAGAGGAUUUAUCAAACGUCGAGUUCGAAACAAGUGAGGAUGUGGAAGUUAUUCCAACUUUCGACAACAUGGGACUCAGAGAUGAGUUGUUGCGCGGAAUCUACGCUUACGGUUUUGAAAAGCCGUCCGCGAUUCAACAACGAUCUAUUAAGCCUAUAAUGAAAGGUCGGGAUGUGAUAGCACAAGCACAGUCUGGUACAGGAAAGACAGCAACAUUUUCUAUUGCUAUACUGCAAUCGUUGGAUACGCAAGUUAGAGAGACACAAGUGUUGGUUUUAUCACCUACGAGAGAAUUGGCAACUCAAAUACAGAAGGUUAUUUUGGCUUUGGGGGAUUUUAUGAACGUUCAAUGCCACGCUUGCAUAGGUGGUACAAAUCUUGGAGAGGAUAUCAGAAAGUUAGAUUAUGGACAACAUGUCGUAUCGGGCACACCUGGCAGAGUAUUUGAUAUGAUAAAGAGGAGAGUUCUCAGAACAAGAGCUAUAAAAAUGUUAGUCCUCGAUGAAUCUGAUGAAAUGUUAAACAAGGGCUUCAAGGAACAAAUUUAUGAUGUAUAUAGAUAUUUGCCACCCGCAACACAGGUUGUGUUAGUAUCUGCUACAUUGCCACAUGAGAUCCUUGAAAUGACUAGCAAAUUUAUGACGGACCCUAUCCGUAUUCUUGUAAAACGUGAUGAAUUGACACUAGAAGGAAUAAAACAGUUCUUUGUUGCUGUUGAAAGAGAAGAAUGGAAAUUUGAUACACUGUGCGAUUUGUACGAUACAUUGACAAUAACUCAAGCAGUUAUCUUUUGUAAUACCAAACGUAAAGUAGAUUGGUUAACUGAGAAGAUGAGAGAGGCUAAUUUCACAGUUUGCUCCAUGCAUGGUGACAUGCCACAGAAAGAAAGGGAUAACAUCAUGAAAGAAUUUCGAUCUGGUCAAAGUCGUGUUUUAAUUACAACUGAUGUAUGGGCAAGAGGAAUAGAUGUUCAGCAAGUAUCCCUUGUGAUCAACUACGAUUUGCCCAAUAAUCGUGAAUUGUACAUUCACAGAAUAGGAAGAUCGGGAAGAUUCGGAAGGAAAGGUGUUUCCAUUAAUUUCGUAAAAACCGAUGACAUAAGAAUUCUUCGAGAUAUUGAACAAUAUUAUUCGACACAAAUUGAUGAGAUGCCGAUGAAUGUAGCAGACUUAAUAUAA
Heterotrigona itama is the source of this 1212-nucleotide messenger RNA. NCBI's taxonomy places the organism in Eukaryota, Metazoa, Arthropoda, Insecta, Hymenoptera, Apidae. The record is from the annotation of a GenBank genome assembly.